Rotaria sp. Silwood1 is the source of this 1601-nucleotide messenger RNA. The record is from the annotation of a GenBank genome assembly. Lineage: Eukaryota; Metazoa; Rotifera; Eurotatoria; Philodinida; Philodinidae.
AUGACUGCAAAACUACUUAGACAAAUUAAGUCUUUGUGGAAAAUAGGUGAUGUUGCAGCUUCAACAGAAUCAGUGAGUAACAUCGAACCAAGACGGCUUAUGGUCCCAAAUUAUUUGCUCAUUUGGGUCGACGAGGCUAUUGAUGAAACAAAUGAUAAUUGUCAACAUAUGCUCGCACAAUUACGAAGUGUCGUCAACAAUGUUAGACUCUGUACGAACACAACACAAUGCAUUGAAGUUCUGAAUGAUGCAGAUAGCAAAAAAGUUUUUGUUGUUUCUUCUGAUGAUUUAGGUCAACAUCUUGUACCAGAGAUUCAUCAGAUGACACAAGUAGAUUCUAUUUACAUCUUUUCUAACAACCAAGUGUUACAUGAAAAAUGGACAAAAGAUUGGUCGAAAAUUCAAGGUAUUUUUACUUCAAUUCAGUCUAUAUGUGACUUAUUAAAAACUAGUAUACGUGAAUACGAUCAUCAUGCAAUACCAAUGAGCUUCGUUCCAAAGUUAAUGAUAGACACAGUAAUAGCACCAGCAGUAUCCGAUAAACAAAAUCUCGAUCAAUUAGAACCAUCUUUUAUGUAUUCGCUACUAUUUAAAAAGAUUCUAUUAGAAAUUGACGAAGAUGAUGCCAAACCAUUGCAAGACUUAGUAGUUUAUUGUCGUAGUCAAAACAUUCCUGAACCUCAAUUGGAGCUGUUUCAACAAGAAUACUACCAUAAAACACCAGUCUGGUGUUUUAUGGGUGAUGUUUAUCGAUUAUUAGAAGAUUAUGAAACGGCACUUUCAUAUCAUCAAAAAGCAUUGAAUAUUCAAGAAAUAGUUCCAUGUAGUCCUUUGGAAUGUGCAACAGUAUAUACGAAUAUGGGUGACACUUAUCGAGAAAUGAAAGAUUAUGCAACAGCAUUAACAUUUUUUCAAAAAGCAUUAGAAAUACACGAAACACGUCUACCAAAAGAUCAUCCAGACUUAGCUCUUAUCAGUGACAGUUUAGCAAAAUUAUAUUUGGCUACUGGAGAACGUAGUAAGGCGACAGAACACAUUCAAAAAGCGAUGAAAAUUGCUGAAAUAAGAUUAUCUUUGGAUCACCCUCACCUUUCAGACUAUAAAGAAACAUUUGAAAAAGUUCAAAUGACACUUUAAAUUCUACUCUCUUAUUUUUCUAUUCAAUAAACCUUUUUUUCCAGUGCUUCUGACUCUUUUUGAGGUGUGUAUAUACAAGGAUAGAGUAUCAAUAUUCAUACUCACACCCUGAUUAUCAUUUAGGGGUGUGGGUGUGGGUGUGGGUGUGGGUGUGGGUGUCAGUGUGAGUGUGGGCGUGGGGUGUGGGUGGGUGUGAGUGGGUGUGGGUGUAGAUGUGGGUAGGUGUGGAUGUGGGUGUGAGUGUAGGUGGGUGAGUGAGGGUGAUGAUAUCUUACUCACCCUCACCUUUAUCCUCACCCAGCCACACCCACACCCACACUGUCACCCACACCCACGCUUAGGGAUGCAACGGUGACGAUAACCGGUCUAAUCGGUAACCGGUCUAACGGUAACCGUUCAACCGGUAACCGGUGUGGGCCGGUAACCGUUCAACCGGUAACCGGUGUGGACCGGUAACCGUUCAA